AUGAACGUAUCAAAGAAGAUGGAUAAGAGCGGGACUGAGCUAGGCUCAGAGGCAAGAAAAAUCCUCCUGAAUGUUAAAAUUGGAGCAUCUGUAAAAAAAAUACGUGAUGAAUUCGAGAACAUGCACCCUGACGGAAGUAUAUCAAAUGAAAUCAUUGAAGGUGUUAUCGGGGCAUUCCAGAGAAGCUGUGAUGAGACAUCAUCCGAUGAAGAUGAAGCGGCAGGGGGACAGGACCUCGAGGCCUCCGAUCUUGGAAACUAUACAUAUUUCGUGCAGAUUGCAGAGACAGAGGACCUACUUUAUCUGUAUAAACGUAGAAGAGAUUUCUGUGACUGGAUAACUAGAAAGAUGAAAGAUGACAAAAAAAUUCUUGACAGAUUAAUAUUCACAAGUACCGCUGAUUUCUAUCUUGACGGAACAGUGAAGAGAAAGAACGUCUGGUUUUGUGGUAAAAAUGAACCAACCGAAGAUGUUCAAACCAAGAAGGAUGUUUCCUCUGAAAAGGUGGAAAAGGUGACCGUAUGGGAUGGUCGUCAGGGCCCUGUAAAAGCGAUGAAGAGAGAGAACAAAGAACCAGAAUUCGUAGAGCACAAGGUCGUGGCAGUGGAAGACGGGAACUGCAAGUCUUCAAACGUUAUUUACUGUAUAACGUGUAAUAUUUGCGGCCAUCAAUAUAUUGGCAUGACGAAAGAUACCCUCAGCAUUAGGAUGUCACAACAUAGAUUUGCAAUUGAGAGAGGAGCAUCUAAUAGCGGGAAGAGGAAGCUGGCGAGAGAAUCGCCUUCAAAGAAGCAAAAGAAAAAGAAGACAGCUGCCAAGAAGGGAAAGGAGACCAUAGGUGCAUCGACUUCGAAGGGGCGAGAGGAAACUAUGGAGGCAUCGACUCCGAAGGGGCGAGAGGAGACUAUGGAGGCAUCGACUCCGAAGGGACGAGAGGAGAAUGUGGAGGCAUCGACUUCGAAGGGGCGAGAGGAAACUAUGGAGGCAUCGACUCCGAAGGGGCGAGAGGAGACUAUGGAGGCAUCGACUCCGAAGGGACGAGAGGAGAAUGUGGAGGCAUCGACUCCGAAGGGGCGAGAGGAGAACGUGGAAAAAGAAGAGAUUGUCAGGGGGAUCGAAGACCACAUGAAGGAUUGCGUGGAUGCUAAAUAUAGUCCUUCGAUGCGGUGGGAGUUUCUCACAGUAACGAUCUUGCAUAUGUCUUUGAUCGAUUCCGCAAACAACCUGAAUUCGUUGGAGACUUGUUACAUAGAAAAAUACGAUCCUGCAAUAAACAAGAACAAGAAAUCGGGAAAGGCUUCACGGAAAAGCUAA
Molecule: messenger RNA, 1314 nt
Organism: Darwinula stevensoni
Lineage: Eukaryota; Metazoa; Arthropoda; Ostracoda; Podocopida; Darwinulidae
Source: the annotation of a GenBank genome assembly